Malassezia globosa CBS 7966 is the source of this 1719-nucleotide messenger RNA. RefSeq lists its product as uncharacterized. The record is from RefSeq and is a predicted model, not a curated record. Bases 1 to 1719 code for a protein of 572 amino acids. NCBI's taxonomy places the organism in Eukaryota, Fungi, Basidiomycota, Malasseziomycetes, Malasseziales, Malasseziaceae. The transcript has a single exon. Gene Ontology annotation, biological process: phosphorylation; sphingosine biosynthetic process. Gene Ontology annotation, cellular component: cytoplasm; intracellular membrane-bounded organelle; membrane.
AUGGAAACACACGUGUCUCUCGAAGGCACAGUGCAAGGCAAAGCGGCCACUCUUCGUCUUGUGGGCCAAACCUUGGAGGUCAUUUUGAACAAGAAGGAGACGUGGCUCCAGGUUCCGGUAGAACUGGUCCUGGAUGUGUCGUGGAAGUCACCACAUCUUCUGAUUUCGCUUCUUGCUCCCAAACGCCACUCAGAGCACGCUUCUCGGAUCCUUACGCGAGAUCAAUGGGCUCAACGACACGCGAACAAGCAUGUUGCAAGCCUUUCCUUGUUCCAAUUCCGCGCACACACGUAUGAUGGGAGCUCGUGGGCGAAUACCAUGAUGAAAAAGGCAUAUGAUCGCACCCCAGCCAGGCGCAGAGUGCUUGUCAUUUGCAAUCCAUCGAGCGGCAAGGGUCAUGCCAAGCAUGUGCUUGAAGAUGUGACGAAGCCUAUAUUUCAAGCGGCGAGAUUUGAACUUGACGUUGUUGAAACUACGGCGCGUGGAGAUGCAUUUCGCUUUUGCACCACGUUGGACGUGUCUCGGUACGAUAUAAUGGCCUUCGUCGGUGGCGAUGGCACAUUGCACGAAGCCAUCAAUGGCCUUGCUUCACGCAAUGAUGCAGUGCGCGCACUUUCCAUUCCACUGGUACCUAUACCUGCAGGCAGUGGAAAUGGGCUGUAUGUGAGUUUGCACGGUGCAGAGAUUGGAUUUUCUGCCCCCGUGGCAUGUUUGACCGCGAUCAAAGGCGUGCCCUAUUCGCAUGAAUUGAUGGCUGUGACGCAGCCGCUGGACGCUUUCGGAUCAAGCGGUCGCUGGCCGUAUACGCUACGGAAAACAACGAAGGACGGGCGUGGUUACGUGCAAUUCUAUUCGUUUAUGUCACAGGCGAUUGGUAUUAUGGCAGAUAUCGAUAUCGGCACAGAAGCAUGGCGAUUCAUUGGUGACAUACGCUUUACGUUGGGCUAUGUAUUUGCUGUUUUGCGAAAUAAGGCGUGUCCCAUCCAUGUUGAUGCGUAUUUUGGUGCUUCCGGCACGGCGAGUCAUGCCUCUAUGUACGAAUGUGCCCGGCAGACACCUGUUCGCGUGCUGCAGCGAAAUGGGCAGCUACAACACUCUAGUGCCAUUCUCCACCAUGAACAGAUGCAGCCUCAUACGCACGUGGACACAACAAAGGAUCUACCAUCUGACGUGCACAGACUCCGUUUUGGGACUGUGCUAGAUGAGCUCCCCAUGUCGCCCACGCCAUUUGAUCCCACGUCUGCAUCACAUCCGCCUUCCGAUGUAUGGACUCGGAUUCAUACAGCUGUCUCAACGGUGUAUACAGGCAAAGUGCCUUAUGUUGCUCGAAGUCUCCUGGCCUUUCCAUAUACCUGCCCGGACGACGGCCUUUUCGACGUCCUUCUUCAAGAGCAACGCUCAUCCGCUAUGAAAAAGAUUAUGGCAACCACGCGUGGGGAGACCGGCGACCACAUUUUCGAUCAUGGGAUGGACUACUUCAAAGUCGAGGCACUUCGCAUCACGCCAUACGAAAAUGCCAUGAAAAAGAACCCGCGUCAUUACAUUAGUAUUGACGGUGAAUCGGUCCCCUAUGCACCAUUCCAGGUGGAAGUGUCGCCUCUGCAUGUUUCGCUACUCACGCUGAGUGAUGACGAAUGGCUCGCUCCCAGCAUUCGUGCACGUACAAUCGAUUCGCAUGCAAGCCGAUAUGCGUCUACUGCGACUAGCCCCGAUUCAUAG